This is a messenger RNA of Dibothriocephalus latus, 1569 nucleotides long. The record is from the annotation of a GenBank genome assembly. NCBI's taxonomy places the organism in Eukaryota, Metazoa, Platyhelminthes, Cestoda, Diphyllobothriidea, Diphyllobothriidae.
UCCAUUUACAAUUUCACUCUCCAGGCUCUUGACAAGAGUGGCCAGCCUUUCUCCGCUAAAGAAAUAAUUACCGCUCAAAUGCCAGCAUGUGCCAUGCCGGUGCCAAGAAAUCUGAAUGUUUCGAUUGUGGAUUCCAAAGACAUGCGCGUCACUUGGUUACCUCCAAGUGAUGCAAGUCAAUGCGGAAACCAGUACGAGGUCAUCGUCCGCAAUGCAACUUAUCAGGACAAGAUAAUGGUGACGAAGACGGAAUAUAUACUACCCAAUAUUAAUCCAUCUUCCAAGUACAUUAUCACUAUACACGCUACGGACAAGGAUAACAAACCCUUCGCCGCUUCAGCCUCCAUUACCGUAAAAAUGGCAAUCAGCGAGAUGCCGGUGCCAAGAAACCUGACUGCCUCAAUUGUGGAUGUGAAAAACAUUCGCGUCACUUGGUUGCCUCCACUUGAUACAGGUAAAUGUGGGGACAAGUAUCUGGUUAUCGUCCGCAAUGCAACCUAUCAGAACAAGGCAAUGGUGACGCAGCUGGAAUACACACUAACCAACGCGAAUCCAUCUUCCGUUUACACUAUCACUAUACAUGCCACUGACAAGAAGGACAGACCUUAUCCCGCUUCAGCAUCCAUUUCCGUACAAAUUAAAAUCGCCGUUGUACCAACUGUUGGAGAUUUGACUGCCUCGCAAGUGAACGAUACCACCAUUAUUGUGACCUGGACCAAACCGGUUCCUGUGGAGAAAUUCAAAGACGAAUACCACAUUACCAUCUACGGUGAAGGCACUAAGGAGACCUAUACAACGAAGGAGACCUGGAUCAUCGCUAGCGGUUGGGAUAUAACUUCCAUUUACAACAUUACCGUGCAAGGCGUAUGGGCAAAUGGCACACUUGUUCCUGAUGUCGCAACCACUUACCCGGAAAAGCCUUCCCUCGGUGUGCCGGUAGUACCAAGAGGUUUCACCGCCGCAAUUCUGAAUUGCACAACUAUCCGUCUGACCUGGAAGAUACCAAGUAAUACCAAGGGCUGGGAAGGAAAGUACCUGCUGACUGUUACCAGUAGCACAUCUACCAAGAACUACACUUUGGAGAGGACAGAGGAAACACUAUUCAACCUGCAGCUAUCUUCCGUUUACAAUUUCACUUUACAAGCUCUUAGUGGUUGCUGCAAGCCCUUCCCCGCUGCAGCAUUCAUUACCGCUAAGACGUCAGCCUGUGAUAUACCGGUGCCAAGAGACUUGAUUGCUUCGCCUGUGAAUUCCACAAGUAUUCGUAUCACUUGGAAGGCCUCAGAGGAUACAAGUGACACCGGAGACCAGUAUAUGGUCACUGUCCGCAAUGCAACCUAUGAGACCCAGGAUUUGGUGAAGAAUACGCAGUACGUAAUAAGCAACCUGAAUCCAUCUUCCGUCUACAAUUUCACCGUCCGCGCUACUGACAAGAAGGGCAGGCCUUUCUCUGCCUCAGCAUCGAUUACCGUAAAAAUUUCAGUUCAGGGUAAGUUGCAGCUAUCAUCCAUGCGGUUUUUUCUUGUUUUUUUAUACUCAACUAACAAAAAAGGUAACAGAAAAAGGUAA